Colletotrichum karsti is the source of this 339-nucleotide messenger RNA. RefSeq names its product nadh: ubiquinone oxidoreductase subunit. NCBI's taxonomy places the organism in Eukaryota, Fungi, Ascomycota, Sordariomycetes, Glomerellales, Glomerellaceae. The transcript has 3 exons. The record is from RefSeq and is a predicted model, not a curated record.
CUGACAUUCUUCAAGAUGGCAGGCGGCGUUGAACACCACAAGCUGGCCCUUGACCCGGCCUUGGUCAAGCUGGGACACAUGCAGAGCAACAGACACAUCUACUUCCGCUGGACGCCGAGAACAGCCCGCAUCUCCUUCAUCUACAUCGCCGUUGUCCCCGCCAUCAUCGGAUACAUCGGAUACAAGAGCGACGUGAGCCUCCCAUUCAUCCCCGGACAGUGCGACGACAAGAAAUACGGACAAACACUCAGAAGGGACGUUUAUGCUAACUGGUGUCUUCUUCAGGGUCUCUUCGACCUCCGUGCGAAGCGCAAGGGCGACCUGGUCUACGAGCGGUAG